UAUUCGGAUAUCACAGAAGUUUAAUAUAAAAGUCAAGCGCCAAGUGUCAAAACUUAUGAAAGUAGUGGAAUAACAAACGAUAAUUGUAUUAACCAUAAAUUACAACAUCGCCUAAUUAUUACUGAUCUAGCAUCAAACAGUCGUUAAAGAAGGUGUUAAGAACAAUGGCCUACAAUCCCGGUUACAAUCAACCUGGUUCCGGUUACAAUCAACCUGGUUCCGGUUACAAUCAACCUGAUUCCGGUUACAAUCAACCUGGUUAUGGAGGAUCACCGGCCCAGCUGGAAAUAGGUCACGGUCCUUAUCCAUCCAUGGGCACGGAAGGGACCAUCUCACCUCAAGUACAGCAAUGGUUCAAUGCGGUCGAUAAAGAUCGUUCUGGUUUUAUAACGGCGUUAGAGCUAAAAUCAGCGUUGGUCAAUGCUCAAGGAAAAACAUUUUCAGAAACAGCUUGUAGCUUAAUGAUGGGUAUGUUUGACAAGGAUCGUACAGGUCACAUAAACGUAGAAGAGUUUGAUAAAUUGUACACUUACAUUAAUCAGUGGCUUGCGGUUUUCAAAACUUAUGACACUGAUCAAUCUGGACACAUUGAGGAAGAAGAAUUAUCUAAAGCCCUAUCUACAAUGGGAUUUCGUUUCUCGCCAGACUUUAUUGGCUUCCUAAGCAAAAGAUGGGGACAAAAUAAACAAAUAUCAGUGGAUAAUUUCAUAGUGCUAUGCAUUCAAAUACAAAGAUUCACCGAAGCCUUCCGAGUAAGAGACACGCAGCAAAAUGGGACUGUCACAAUUGGAUUUGAAGAUUUCCUCAAUAUAGCACUUAGUUGCUCAGUAUAAAGUAAAGAAAUAAUAAUCUCUAUCGCCACCAGUGGCAAAUGGCUUUAAUAAAACACGGCAAUUUAUUUUUUUACUUUUUAAUGAUAAUUAUAGUAUGUAUAUAUUUUAAAAUACCACAGCAUGUCUGGAAUCUUUCUUUAUCAAUAAGCAACAUUAUUUUAAUUACACUUUUAUGAAAUAGA
Messenger RNA from Danaus plexippus (monarch butterfly), 1015 nucleotides. It is a transcript of the gene Pef, whose product is annotated as peflin. NCBI's taxonomy places the organism in Eukaryota, Metazoa, Arthropoda, Insecta, Lepidoptera, Nymphalidae. The coding region runs from base 165 to 833 and encodes 222 amino acids. The transcript is spliced from 5 exons. The record is from RefSeq and is a predicted model, not a curated record. Gene Ontology annotation, biological process: COPII vesicle coat assembly. Gene Ontology annotation, molecular function: calcium ion binding.